This is a messenger RNA of Salvia splendens (bonfire salvia), 5082 nucleotides long. RefSeq names its product disease resistance protein RGA2-like. Bases 1228 to 2748 code for a protein of 506 amino acids. Gene Ontology annotation, molecular function: ADP binding. The record is from RefSeq and is a predicted model, not a curated record. The transcript has 3 exons. Lineage: Eukaryota; Viridiplantae; Streptophyta; Magnoliopsida; Lamiales; Lamiaceae.
CUCGCAAAUAGAAAUUGACAUAGUAAAAAGACUUGAACGUUUACGUGCAAUCCCUUCUCUCACAUUCAUCCUUCUCAGAUCUCAUUUCGAAAAUUGUUGUUGUUCCAAAAUGGCAGAGGCAUUUCUUCAACUCGUUCUUAAUAAUCUGAGCUCUCUUAUCAAGGAGGAGAUCGGAUUGAUCUUGGGUGUUGACAAUGAGAUGAAGAAGCUCUGCAGCACUCUCACCACCAUCCAAGCUGUGUUGGAGGAUGCAGAAGACAAGCAAAUCGAGAGCAAGCCAAUUCGUGACUGGCUGCAGAAGCUCACCGCUCUUGCUUAUGAGAUUGAUGACAUUUUGGAUGAGUGCAACACUCAUGUCUCCAAACUCAACCACACACAUUCCAAACUCAGCCGCUACAGCCUGAAGAAAUUAUUGUAUCGCCACAAUAUAGCAAGGAGGAUAAAGCAAGUCAACGAGAAAGUGGAGGCAGUUGUUGCGGAGCGUGCUAAGUUUCAUCUACGCGAGAUGCCUGUUGAUAGGCCAAGAGAAGCUGCUCCUACCUCACGCGAGACGGCUUCCCUGUUGAACCAGUUUGAUAAGAUUCAUGGCAGGGAAGAAGAUAAAGACACGAUUGUGAAGAUGUUGGUGAAUGAGGUGAAGGACAAACAAGAGAUGUCCGUGCUGCCAAUCAUCGGUGUUGGCGGCCUUGGCAAGACCACUCUCGCUCGACUAGUCUUCAACGAUCCGCAGGUGGAAGAGCAUUUUGACGUAAGGAUUUGGGUUUGUGUUUCUGAUAACUUUGAGAUGAAGACUUUGGUGAAUGCCUUGAUUGAAUCUGCCACAGGGAGUGGAGAAGGUUCGGGUCUGCAGCACUUGGAUGCUACAGAGCGUCGACUCUGGGAAUUGUUGAGCAAAAAAAGAUAUUUGAUUGUGAUGGAUGACGUCUGGAACGACCACCAGGAUAAAUGGUUUGAGUUGAGAGAUGUUCUAUCAUGUGGCUCAGCCGGUUCAUCGGUUGUUGGGAAUGAAAUAUGUGAUGAGUUGCUGCUUAGAUCUCUUCUACAAACAAAUGGUGUUAAUAUUAAUGUGAUCGGUAUGCAUGAUCUCGUUCAUGAUUUGGCAGAAUCAAUAAUGGAGAACAAAGUUUCGGGAAUACAAAGUGAAAGAAAUCUCGCAAGUGCAUCAACUGUCCGCGAGGUAAAUUUGCUAAAAAAACUGCCUUGUUUCCUAAAGUUUUUCAGCAAGAUAUGAACAUUACUUCCAUCUUGGAGCUCACAAGUUUAAGAGUAUUAUAUGCAACUCAAAAAGCAAUAAAAGAUUUGCCUCCUUCCAUAGGCAAUCUUAAGCAUUUGCGAUACUUGAAUUUGUCUUGUUCCGAAAUUCGCACUCUCCCCAACUCGUUAUGUACUCUUUGGAAUUUGCAAACCCUCAACUUGGACAUGUGUCAUAGGCUUGUGGCUUUACCUAAGAAGCUCAAUUCCUUAGCGAAUCUCCAACAUCUAUGUUUGUCCUAUUGCAAGUCAUUGUGUGAGAUGCCACCUAAAACAAGAGAAUUAAAUGGCCUGAAAACAUUGAGUAUGUUUAUAGUGGGUCACCACAGAGAUAAACUUGAGGAACUGGAAUACUUGAACCUCAGUGGAAGGCUUGAGAUUAUGCAUCUGGAGAGAGUAAAAGAUCAUAUGGAUGCAAAGAAAGCAAAGAUUGAAAAGAAAAACAAUCUUCGAGAGUUGAGUUUGUCAUGGGAAAGAAAGUAUUUAUCCAAGCUAGAGAUGGAAGUUGAUGAAAGGGUGUUGGAAGCACUUCAACCUCACCCCAAUCUUGAAUCUCUUUAUAUAGAAGGCUUCAGUGGUAGACAUCUUCCACUGGGAGAGUUACCUCAUCUUGAGAAGCUGCAUUUGAAGAAUGUGAGGGUGGAGUAUAUUAUUGAAGAAGUUGGGUGUGGACACUCAGUAAAGAUACAGUUCCUAGCUUUGAAAGAAUUGCAUUUAACUGAUCUCCCUAAUCUUAAGGGACUUUCAAAGGAGCAUGAGAGUAAAGAAGCAUUCCCAAAUCUUGAAACUCUAAGGAUUAAGCAUUGCUCUUCAUUAAUACUGCCAACACUUUCAUCCUUUCAAAAGUUGAAGUUACUAGGAUGCAGUAGCUCAACUUUGUGUUUAUUAUCUGAGGAGGACAUUCCUAUGAAUCUCGAAGUGGAUAUUGAGGAGAGCCUGACAUGUUUCCCUAUAGAAACAUUGGCAAAGUUCAGUAAGCUCCGAUCACUGGUUGUUAUGGGUGCAAAAGAGAUCUCUGUGACAAGAGAAGGUUUGCAAGCCUUAAAAGAUCUUACAAAAUUAAGUCUAGAGCAUUGUUGGACAAUGAGAUGUUUACCGGAAGGAAUGUUGGGGCACCUUACUGCUCUGGAUUUCCUCCAUAUAUGGGACUGCCGAGAGUUAGUUGAGCUGCCAGAGGAUAUUAAACAUCUCCAUAAUCUUAAGUUUCUCUUCUUAACACAACUUCCCAUGAUAACGCGCUUGCCUCGAGCCUUUCAAAAGCUCACUUGGCUACAACUACAAGAUCUUCCUAAGCUGGAAUCACUCCCAGGUCAGCUACCAUCUCUUAAUAGACUCGUUCUUAUAGACUGCCCAAAGAUUGUAUCAAUUCCAGCUCUGCCAAAUCUGAAAGGUAUAUCAGUCAAUGGAUUCCCACAACUGGAAAGGAGAUGUCAAAGAGGAAGUGGAGAGGAUUGGCACAAGAUUGCCCACGUUCGAAGCAUCUAUAUUUUACCAUAAUAACUCAACUAAUUUUUGUUGAUUUUACGUACAAAGCGAGCUUAACUAUGGUUUAAUACUCUGUCUUCAAUUGAUGAAGAAGAUGUACAAGAAAUAGCUUUGGAGAGAGUAUACGAAGUUGUGUUGAUGAACUUUGAAAUGUCAGCGUUGUGGCAAGGGCUGAAGCACGUACAUGUUCAAGUGCACAAAGUCGAUUGCAAGUGUAACUCUGUUGGAAGUGAUAGCAAAGGUGAUCCGGCCACAGUGUGCAAUGUCAAGUUGUCAAGCCUUGAUGAUCAAUGUGUGAGUGCAGCGUGUGGUGCACAAGAGAAACCAAUCACCAACCUCACACGAGCUGAAGUUGUGAAUGAACGAUAGUGACUUCUCUCUCAAUACAUAUUUAGCAUAUUCAAGUUCAUCUUUCUUCUUUAUGGAUUCCGCAACAUGUUUUCAUGGUAUCAGAGCAGGAUCCUUUUGAUCCUGUCUCUCCUAUCCCUAUAGCCUAGUUUCUUUGUUUCUUUCUGGAAAUGGCAGAAGCCAAUGAAUCCAUACCGCUGGCAACACUGCCACCAAUUUUUUUUCAGUUGCCUCCAAUUUCAGUCAAGUUAACUGAUGGAACUUUCCUCAUGUGGCAGCAAUAAGUAGAUGUUGCGGUUUAUGGCUAUGGCCUUAAUGAUUUAUCACAGAAGAGACUGAUCCUCCUCCACAGCUGAUUCCAGACCAAGAUGGAGAGUCAAUGGUGUCAAAUCCAGCCUUCAUAACUUGGCAAAGGCAAGAUAAGAGAGUAGUUGGGUGGCUCUUGUCCUCAUUGUCAGAAAAUGCUCUAACCUUGGUGGUAGGACUCAGAUCUGCUAGAGAUAUAUGGAGUGCAUUGGAGACCAACUUUGCAAGCCUCUCUACAGCCAAGGUGAUGCAAUACCGUCAACAGAUGCAGACUUUAAAGAAGGAUGGAAUGCCUAUAACUGAGUAUUUGGGUAAGAUGAGAACCUACUUUGAUUUGCUUGGAUCUGUUGAUUGUAGAAUUUCAGAAGCUGAGCAAGUUCUGCCUGGGAGGACUUGGCCAAGACUAUGAUCCUGCAGUCUGUGCAGUGACAUCUAGAUCAGAUCCAAUGAGCCAAGACUAUGAUCCUGCAGUCUGUGUAGUCAAGAAUGGAAUCAACUAGAACUCAUUCCAUCAGCUCAGAUGGAUCUCAACCUUCACUGAAUCUGGUCCAGCAACAGUUUGGACAGAAAAGGGAGCAACAAAAUUUUAACAAGAAGUUUGAAUCAGAAAGUGGAAGAGGAUUUGGAGGCAGUAAUCAAAGAGGAGGCCGAGGUGGAAGAGCUAUGGCAGAGGAGGCAACAAAAUUGUCUGUCAGCUAUGUGAAAAGCCCAGUCAUUUUGCAGCAAAAUGUUGGCAUAGGUUUGAACAAAACUACACACCACCUCAAGUUCAGUUCAGAGGAAGUGCUCCUCAACAGCAAAAUCAAGGAUUCUUCAAUCCUUCAGCUCAGUGCCAAGGUCUCCAUCAGGCUCAUUCUCUGUUGGAGCUCCAUCAGAGUUCAGUUAUGGUUCAAAUACUUCUUCAAGCUGGUAUCCAGACUAUGGAGCAACACACCAUGUGUCUAAUGAUCUCAGCAACCUCAACAUAAGCACUGAAUACACUGGAUGACUUAAACACCAAGGAAAUUGUGCUAAAAUGAACUCUUGAGAGAUGCUUAUAUCACUUCCUAGUUGAUCAUACCCCAAUCAAGCGAGGCAUUGUCCCCAUCUCUUCUUCCAGUCCAGAGAGUCCAGCCCCUGAGCUUGGCCAACUCACAGUCCAGCAGCAGUUCCAGUCAAUUUUCUAGUCUAGAUUUGUCUUUGUGGCAUAGUAGACUAGGACAUCCUACUCUAGAUGUAGUUAAACUUGCUCUUAGCAGUUGUAAUAUUCCUUAUCAUGCAAUGAAAGUUUCUUCACUUUGUUAUUCUUGUUGUGUGUCAAAAGCUCAUAAACUGCCAUAUCCUCAGUCUUUUUCUCAACAAAAUUCACCUCUUGAGCUUAUACAUUAUGAUCUUUGGGGCCAUCUCCAGUCAUUCCAUUCCCCCGUACCAAGUAGCCCCUUAUAGUCAUUUUUACCAUGUUUUGAUCUUGUAAUUCGAUUGGCCAUUCUGCCAUAUGCAUGUCGUUUUGAAUUUUCAAAUUGGUAAAUAGGUAAAAGGUUGUACAAUUUGAAUUUUCAAACUGUACACUUUUGUGCACUCUACAAAAUGGCCUAGUGUCUAUACUUAUAGUAGUAUAAGUCGGUUGUUUUGCCGACUUUGAAUUUGCUAGAGUAUUCUAGCCUAUUACCAUAAUAUAAGAUCAUGAUAUUAGUUAGUUGGUAUUUUUAAUUG